Messenger RNA from Solanum lycopersicum (tomato), 2589 nucleotides. It is a transcript of the gene HSP70, whose product is annotated as heat shock protein 70. Gene Ontology annotation, cellular component: chloroplast. NCBI's taxonomy places the organism in Eukaryota, Viridiplantae, Streptophyta, Magnoliopsida, Solanales, Solanaceae. Gene Ontology annotation, molecular function: ATP-dependent protein folding chaperone; ATP binding. Gene Ontology annotation, biological process: protein folding. The record is from RefSeq and is marked validated.
ACAAUUUUCCUUCUAAUCAUUUUCUCAUGAAAACCCCAUAACCAAGACAGUGACUUUCUCUUUAUCUAUCGCCUUUUACAGUAUAUAUAAUACUCCAAAACAACAAAAUCUUGAUUCCCUAGACCCUUCUAGAAUUGUCCUUUACCAAUAUCCUUUCUCUAUAUACAUCCCUCUCUCACUUGCAGAGUUUCAACAACAACAAGAAUUGUCGAUCAUUUCAGUAUUUCACUUUCACUCACUAAACCAAAUCAAUUUUUUCAGUUCAAAAAUGGCUUCGUCAGCAACCCACCAAGUGAAAAUCCCAUUUUCCGGGCAUAAGCUGGACAACAGAACCCCAUUUUCGGGAGGGAGAAUUAGUUUUGCAUCACGGAAGAAAUGUUACAGUGACAAGGCGGUGAGGCAAAGGUUCAGACCCAUGAAAGUAGUGAACGAGAAGGUGGUGGGGAUAGAUUUGGGGACGACGAAUUCAGCGGUGGCAGUAAUGGAAGGUGGGAAACCGACAAUAGUGACAAAUGCGGAGGGGCAAAGAACGACGCCGUCUGUAGUGGCAUAUACGAAGAAUGGAGAUAGAUUAGUUGGGCAGAUAGCCAAAAGGCAAUCGGUGGUGAAUCCGGAGAACACUUUCUUCUCAGUGAAGAGGUUUAUAGGGAGGAAAAUGGCGGAGGUUGAUGAAGAGUCGAAACAAGUAUCUUAUAGAGUGAUGAAGGAUGAGAAUGGGAACGUCAAACUUGAGUGUCCUGCUAUUGGUAAACAGUUUGCUCCUGAGGAAAUUUCUGCUCAGGUCUUGAGAAAGCUUGUUGAUGAUGCCUCGAAAUUCUUGAAUGAUAAAGUUGCUAAAGCAGUGGUUACAGUACCAGCAUACUUUAAUGACUCUCAGAGAACUGCUACAAAAGAUGCAGGUCGCAUUGCCGGAUUAGAUGUUCUCCGAAUAAUCAAUGAGCCCACUGCUGCUUCAUUGGCUUAUGGAUUUGAGAAGAAGAGUAAUGAAACCAUUCUAGUCUUUGACCUAGGAGGUGGUACUUUUGAUGUAUCAGUUCUUGAGGUUGGAGAUGGAGUAUUUGAGGUACUUUCUACCUCAGGGGACACACACUUGGGAGGUGAUGAUUUUGAUAAGAGAAUUGUGGACUGGCUUGCUGAUACUUUUAGGAAAGAAGAAGGAAUAGAGCUUCUUAAAGACAAACAAGCGCUUCAACGUCUUACUGAAGCUGCUGAGAAGGCAAAGAUAGAAUUGUCAACCUUGACUCAAACUAAUAUCAGUUUGCCAUUCAUCACUGCUACUGCAGAUGGUCCGAAACAUAUUGACACAACAUUUACAAGGGCCAAGUUUGAGGAGUUAUGCUCAGACUUAUUGGACAGGCUUAAGACACCAGUUGAAACUGCCUUGAAGGAUGCCAGCCUUUCCUUCAAAGAUAUUGAUGAAGUAGUUCUUGUUGGUGGAUCAACACGAAUACCGGCUGUUCAAAACCUUGUCCGCAAGAUGACUGGUAAAGAGCCUAAUGUUUCUGUCAAUCCUGAUGAAGUGGUUGCUCUUGGAGCUUCAGUUCAGGCUGGUAUCUUGGCUGGAGAUGUUAGUGACAUCGUGUUAUUAGAUGUAACUCCACUGUCACUUGGUCUGGAAACUCUGGGUGGAGUCAUGACCAAAAUUAUCCCAAGAAAUACAACACUACCAACUUCAAAAUCAGAAGUUUUUUCAACUGCAGCAGAUGGGCAAACUAGUGUUGAGAUUAAUGUGCUGCAAGGUGAAAGAGAGUUUGUAAAAGAUAACAAGUCUAUUGGAAGGUUCCGCCUGGAUGGAAUCCCUCCAGCUCCCAGGGGUGUUCCCCAGAUUGAAGUGAAGUUCGACAUUGACACCAACGGUAUUCUUUCUGUCACGGCUACUGAUAAGGGUACAGGAAAGAAGCAGGACAUUACUAUAACUGGUGCUAGCACUUUGCCCAAAGAUGAGGUUGAUAGAAUGGUUCAAGAAGCUGAGAAGUUUGCUAGAGAGGACAAGGAGAAGAGAGAAGCCAUAGACGCGAAGAAUCAAGCAGAAUCUGUCGUAUACCAAACCGAGAAGCAGCUUAAAGAGUUGGGAGAUAAGGUGCCUGCUGACGUAAAAAACAAAGUGGAAUCCAAACUGAAAGAGCUCAAGGAUGCCAUUUCCGGUGAUUCUACUCAAACCAUUAAGGUCGCGAUGGCUGCAUUGAACCAAGAAGUAAUGCAGCUGGGACAGUCUCUGUACAGCCAGCCAGGUCCUGCCGGUUCUGGUCCUUCUCCUGGUGCUGGUACAACUGGAUCAUCUGGUUCCACCGGUAAAGAUGAUGGAGAUGGAGAAGUUAUCGAUGCAGACUUCAGCGAAAGCAAUUAAGAAUCCAUCGAUGUAUCAAAUUUCUUUUAGCAAAACAACACCCAUGGUAAAUAUUUCGUGUAAAUUUGGGAGGAUUGUAUGUGUGGCUAGUUUACUGCAAGUGUAACGAAGUUGAAGAAUAGCUUUUUCAAACCAAUCUUGUCUACAGAAGUACAGUUAUGCUCUAAAAUCUCUGAGUAAUUGCGAAAUCAAUUGCUCUGUAACUAAACUUAUUUCAAUAAUUGAAGCAAGAUUUUCCAUUA